UCGGGCCAGAAAGCGACCGUGUCUGGGUGGAUGUAUUAUGCCCGCUUUGGGUGGAUGUAUUAUGCCCGCUUUGCUCGCUUGUUGGCGGCAGAAGCGCUCGGAGCCAUGGUGAAGAGAAAGAAGACGUCGCCCACUUCCGAAGAGCAGGAAAAUGGCAUGACACCGGGCUCCAGGGAGGACAUCGCCGUGGACGGCAGGACACAUCCGCCCAGAAGAGCCGAGGAGGAGAGCGAGGAUUGCGGCACAAAGGGAGACGAAGCCUCGGCUAAACUCAGCCCCGCUUCGAAGUCUCCACCCGGACCCGCUCCCACCCGCCCAGUCUCAGUCCCGGUCCCAGUCCCAGUCCCGGUCCCAGUCCCGGCCUCAGCGGAGUCCAGCACGCCGAGCCACGACCAGCACCAUUUCCUCCGCUCCAGCGUUCGACCUCCCAGCAAAAGGAUCCGGAAGGAUUCCGUGGGCUCGGCCAUCAACGGCCAUGGCGGGGCCAAAGCAAAAGGAGCAGAGAACGGGUCUUCCUCCCAAGGGGCAUUGGGACAGUCCGGACCGGUGGCCGGCUCUACGGGGGUGUCCAAGACCGCCAAGGGGCAAGGGUCUGUUGAGAAGGAGGAGCAAGCUGGGAACCAGAAGAGGGCCCGCCGGCAGUGGGAGUCUUGGAGCGCGGAGGACAAAAACAGCUUCUUCGAGGGUCUCUAUGAGCAUGGCAAGGAUUUUGAGGCUAUCCAGAACAACAUUGCAAUGAAGUACAGGAAAAGAGGAAAGCCGGCCAACAUGGUGAAGAACAAGGAACAGGUCCGCCACUUCUACUACCGCACCUGGCACAAGAUCUCCAAGCACAUCGACUUCGCCAAUGUGUACACCCGAGUGCUGAAGAAGUCCUCCCAGGAGCUGUAUGGGCUCAUCUGCUACGCCGAGCUACGCAAGAAAGUUGGAGGACUCAUGGAUGACAAGAAUGUGGCCAAGCUGAAUGAACUCAUCCAGCAAGGGGCAACCACUGUGCGCUCCAAAGGCAGGAACCUGCGUAUCAAAGCCCCCAUGUGCCGUGCCUUGAAGAAACUUUGUGACCCAGACGGAAUAAGUGACGAGGAGGACCAGAAGCCGGUGCGCUUACCACUGAAGGUGGCGGUGGAGCUUCAGCCGCGCAGCAACUACUCCUGGGCCCGCGUUCACAGUCUAGCGUACAACCCUCGCCUCAGGAUGGUGGUGGAACUUCACAGGAAGGUUUCCAGCCUCAUUGAAUUCCUGAAACAGAAGUGGGCCUAUCAUGACCAGAGGAUUAUGAAGAGUCUGCUAGAAAGGGAGGCUUUGGGGGAGGCUCCGCCCCCUCCAGACGAACUCUUUCUUUUCCCGGCUGAGAGCAGCACCCUGACCACGCUACCUGGGGUUUCCCGCGUGGUUCACUCCAAGGCCUCUUGCACGGUUCACUGGCAAGAAAGCGGCAAGACGCGGCCCAACGCCAAGGAGCUACCCACCGCUCAGAUCCUGGGAAUCCACACGGCCGCACCGCCACGGACCGGCACCAAAUCGGCACGAGGAACCCCAGGUUCAGUCUCGGUGACCCCGCAGAGUGACUGUCGUAAAACAGAGCCCCCUGGCGUUGAAACGUGGCCUGACGGUUCUGUUAAGGCGGAGGAGAAGAAGCCUUCCACUCUGUCGCCUUCUCAGCAGGCGGCCAUUCCCAGAGAGGAGGCGACCGGACUUUUUGAGGAGGCCGGUGGUGGCCUGGCCGGGACCAAAACCAUGGAUAACUUGUGUAGCGGUGCAGAGAGCUGCCUGGACCAAUGCAGGGAGGAGCAGGUCUCCUCCGGCCAAACUCCUCCAGCCAAGCUCUCCAUGGGCGGCCCAGAGGACGCCAAGGAGAGAAGUGUGCAGCAGAUCAGGGAGGAUGGCUGGAACGUCCGUGACGCAGAGAACGUGACGCUGGCAGAGCUCUACCUGAUGUUUGGCAAGCCUGGCAAGCUGCAGCUGGAGUACGAGUGGCAGUCGCUCGCACAUCCUCACCAAGACGGAGCAGUGUCCUCGCAGCCCAGACUACGCGGGAAACAACGCGUCUUAAGCUGCCUGCUGAGACUGGUCACCAGCGAGAUCAACCCCAAACCUUUGGCUCCAGAGCUGUGCUCCACAGCCACGUGUCCUCAGGAGGAGCACAGCCCUCCAGGAAAAGGUCCCAUGGCAGGCUUGCGCAGCCCCAACUGCGGCCGGCUGCAGGCAUCUGUCCGAGGGGGCAGGUUACACCAGCCAAACACCUCAGGUGCACGGAACCUUCCCCGCUCCCUGCUCUGCUCCUCGGCAGCGGCCAGCGACUCGGAAGGCAACGUGUUUGCAGUGCCCACCACCCUCCCCCCCAACAGUUCCCGCCACAACCGCAUGUUCUCCCCCAACAAGGAGGCGGAGCUGGCCUUGAGGCAGCAGCUGGACUCCAUCAGUAUGCAGUCUGAUCUUUUCCUGUCAAGACCAAGAAAACCUCGAAACAGACAACUCCGGAAGCCACUUGUCGUUCAGCGAACUCUUCUACCGCGAACCACGGGAGACACUCCUCAGCACGUCUGCUCCUUCUCCAUCCUCUCCAACUCCUCUGCCACAGGAACUGGCUCUUUCCGGCCAAUUCAGACGCGGCUGGCUCCUACCUCACGCCCUCCACCGUCCAUAUCUUCUUCUCCUGCAGGGACCAGCCAGCUGUCCAGUGCUAUCGACCUGGCAGCUAAGACGGCUGGCAUCAUCCCUGCCAGUCCUUGUCGGGGGCCACAUUCUCCCACGCUCAUCCCUGCCAGUCCUUGUCGGGGGCCACAUUCUCCCACGCUCAUCCCUGCCAGUCCUUGUCGGGGGCCACAUUCUCCCACGCCUAUCCCUGCCAGUCCUUGUCGUGGGCCACAUUCUCCCACGCUCAUCCCUGCCAGUCCUUGUCGUGGGCCACAUUCUCCCACGCUCAUCCCUGCCAGUCCUUGUCGGGGGCCACAUUCUCCCACGCCCAUGCUGCCCUCUGCACAGCUGCUGGAUGCUGAACAACACUUGCAGCACCCCCUGCUGGAGAAGGAUGUUCCUCCACCUUCUCCUGGCGUGAAGGAGGGCGGAGACUCACUCCUGGCUCCGCCCAGCGUGGCCUCGCUCUUGGACAUCUCUCUGCCCGGCCCCCCCGAGGAGUCUCUGCCCCCUGGAGAGAAUCAGAGCCACAUCAGCGACUCCAUCAUCGAGCUGGCCAUCAACUCCGCCCACUACGGUAAGCAGGAGGCCAUCAACUCCGCCCACUACGGCGAGGAGGCCAAGAUGACCAAAGUGUCUCCCUCGGUCAGCCCGUCCAGAGACUGGAUCCCCUCGCCCAGCCACGACCCUCAGUGGUACCCCAGUGACUCCUCUGACUCCACCCUGGGAUGUCUUCUCUCCAGCAUGGGCCGACGUACUCCUCGCACUUUGUUCACUCCCAGCCUGCUGGACUGCAACUCCCAUGAUUCCUUUCACUCCCGAGGCCUUCCUGACGUGGGCGAGGUGGACUCCCAGCUGGCCUGCAUGAUGAGUGAGAGCAGUGUGGACUACAUCGCUCGCUUCAACGACCUGGCUCAGGAGCUGGCUGUCAGCGAGCCCUCCAUGGUGCCUCAGGAGCUGGCUGUCAGCGAGCCCUCCUUGGCGCCUCAAGAGCUGGCUGUCAGCGAGCCCUCCAUGGCGCCUCAAGAGCUGGCUGUCAGCGAGCCCUCCAUGGCGCCUCAAGAGCUGGCUGUCAGCGAGCCCUCCAUGGCGCCCCCCUGAGGACUGCAAGAAGAAGAAGAAGAAGAAGGUGAAUAAAGCCAUCACAGCAGGGGUCCACACUGACCUUUUUCAUAGUUUUCAUUCUCAAAACCAUUUUUUUGGACAUGAGGGGUGAAAAGGCUGUGAGUCAGAAGUCAAAUUGUUGUCAGCUCUCUUCUCGUCAAUUUUGAAUGGCAAAUAUUUCACAUUGACAUUGAUUUUAAAAUCAAUAUUAUUUUAUGAGCGAUGACAUUUUUUAUUUUUUUUUACUUUUAAAAUCCAAAAGGGUGAUAAAAGUGUUAAAAAUAAGUUAUAAAUGGAAUUGAGAUCUAUCCAUCAAUGAUUUUAAUGAUGGCUUAUUUCAAAUGUGUUUGGUCACAUGAAAGUGUUUUUAAGGCAAAAAUAUGCAAUAUUUUCCCCCAAAAUAUUUCAAAUGUGAAAUAAUUCGAGCCUUGAUUUGAACCAAAGUUGUAAAGAAAAACAACAAAGCAGCUUUGUUUUGUUAGUCAACUUUUCUUCCACUUGCUCAUGUUUUGGUUAUCUGACAAGUCUUGUGGACAACCUGGACUGAAUUUGGAAAAGAACCAAAACUAAACUUGACUUCUUCUUGCAACUUCAACUCUUGGAAAAGUCUUUGAGUGAUUGGAUGUGGCUGUGACUUGACUAGUAACACUAGUUCCGCUGCUCCUGAAGGAUUUCUUCUACAUUUUGUAACAUCUAACUAUUUAUUGCUGAACUAAGUGCUUCUUUAACUUAAAAUGUUCACUUGCUACAAAUGUCUUUUUAUGGCGUGCAUAAAGUUGUCUAGAAAACUUCCUUCUGCUCUUGAGUCAAUCAUUUGUUUACUUUGAAAGCA
Molecule: messenger RNA, 4573 nt
Organism: Nerophis lumbriciformis (worm pipefish)
Lineage: Eukaryota; Metazoa; Chordata; Actinopteri; Syngnathiformes; Syngnathidae
Gene: cramp1
Product: cramped chromatin regulator homolog 1
Biological process (GO): pattern specification process
Cellular component (GO): nucleus
Molecular function (GO): chromatin binding
Source: RefSeq, a predicted model, not a curated record